AUGGGUUUCAUGUUCUUUUGGUGCUUGGUGCAGCAGCUGUUCCGCCUGAUCGGCGGCCUGGCCGGCCGCAGCGCAGAGUGCGUGUCCAGGGGGCUGGCCGGCGGCGGCGGCGGCGGGCCCGGCGGCGCCGGCGGCGGCGGCGCCCUGGUGACGUAUGACGUCAUUCCGAUGUCGCCGCGCCUGGGGCUGCUGGAGUUUGUAGAGGGCACGACCCCGCUGGAGGCGGCCAUCAACGCCGGCCUCUCCGCCAAAGACGCCCCCAAAAAGGCCCUCGAGAGCGCCCGCGACGACUUUGCCGCCAAGAUAGCAUCCUUCGCAAGACGCCACGCAAAAGAGGCCGCCGCCGCAGCAGCAGCAGCCAAGAAGACGCAGGGUUCAGCGAAGGGCGCGGCCGCGCAGCUGCCGCCGGAUAAUCCGCACGUCACCGCGUUCGCCGCGCCGCGCGCCGAGGCGCUGCCCGUGCCGGAGCUGGUGCCCUUCCGCCUCACCCGCCAGCUGCAGGGCCUGUUCCUGCCCCACGCCCCCUGCGACGCGCUGCACCCCCUGCUGGCCGCGCUGCUGGAGAGCAUGCGGCAGGAGGCGCAGGUCCUGUCCAGCGCCCUGGCCGUGUUCACAGCAGAGCCCCUGCUGGACUGGGUCAAGGAGGCGCAGUCCAUCGCGGCGCUGAGGGCGGCGGUGGAGGGCGGCGCGAGGGGCGGCGGCGGCGGCGGCGGGAGGGAGCGGGAGGAGCGGCUGCUGCAGAUGAAGAUUGAGCACGCCGGGCGCCGCCUCGCCUGCGAGGGCCCCGUGUCCAUCAUCCUGGAGGGCGCGAGCCUGAGGCAGGGCCACAGCCCGCAGUGGGGCAACAUAGAGGCCGCCGUGAAGGGCAGGAGGGGCGUGGACGCCCGCGCCGACCUGCCAGCUUCCGGACCCCUGCCCGGCGGCGCGUCGUCCUGCGCCGCCGUGCUGCUGGAGCUGGCGGCAGAUGAGGGCCUGCUGGCGCGGACGUACGCCGGCUGGCAGCCGUACGCGUGA
Molecule: messenger RNA, 1014 nt
Organism: Monoraphidium neglectum
Lineage: Eukaryota; Viridiplantae; Chlorophyta; Chlorophyceae; Sphaeropleales; Selenastraceae
Product: DNA-dependent protein kinase catalytic subunit
Exons: 7
Coding region: 1-1014 (337 amino acids)
Biological process (GO): negative regulation of TORC1 signaling; DNA damage checkpoint signaling; protein phosphorylation
Cellular component (GO): nucleus
Molecular function (GO): protein serine/threonine kinase activity
Source: RefSeq, a predicted model, not a curated record